This is a messenger RNA of Phaeodactylum tricornutum CCAP 1055/1, 1301 nucleotides long. RefSeq lists its product with no specific name. The transcript has a single exon. Bases 57 to 1115 code for a protein of 352 amino acids. NCBI's taxonomy places the organism in Eukaryota, Bacillariophyta, Bacillariophyceae, Surirellales, Neidiaceae. The record is from RefSeq and is a predicted model, not a curated record.
ACGUUAAACCUUCUGAUUAAUACUGUAAUUUCCAUUUGUCGCAAUAAAUAUAUAUAAUGAUAAACAAAUUUGUGUAUAGUUUGUUGCACGCACCCCGCUCCAGCGAGAGCAGUCUAGAUCGCUCUUCCCUGCUGCUUCCGAAAAUGGCAGCAGCACCGCGGCGUUCUCUAGCCACACUACUGUUAUUCACCAUGAAGACUGCGGCAGUAAUUUUGCUCUCGCUGGUCUCAUCCGUUGCUUCAGCACCAGCUGUAGUGUGGAAGAGUAACCAGCGGAACCGAUCCGGUCAUCACUGUUCUCACGAUGUACAUGCUUCCGAUGUUCUCACCAAGACCUUGAACGAAGAUGGUCUCGACUCUGAAAUUCAGGCGGUGGUAUUUCUUCUCCGCAGAAGCAAGGACGGUUCCGAAACCUUGACAGCGUUGGCAUCAGAGGGCUUUCUACCAGCAAUCGCUGUCAAAUACGACGAUGCUCAUGUUAUUCAUCACCAUGUUUCUGGCAUCGAGGGAUCGAACACCAUUGCCAGGGGUGCUUCCGCGGCUCGACCCGGCGAUGUUGUACUCCAGGUUACAUUAAGCGAAUUUUCUAGCAAGUUGCUGUCGCUGGAAGCACCCCUCGAAAUAGAAGUUUCGGAAAGCGGAAUGCUUUCCAAAGCAGCGAAACACUCUAACAAGCGAACGCGGCUUCUCUCUGAAGCAAACAUUUUUAUUGUCGAUAUUUCUGCAAAUACUGAUCCCGCGGCGAUCGAUAGAGCUGUCGUCGCCGCCAUUGAGCAUCCUAAGAUUGGCAGUGUUAUUCUUUCCGCUGUUCGUUCCACCGCUGAGGUAAAGAUGGACCGAGACGUUCAAGCUCGCCGCCGUAUGCAGGCCAUGCAGAAAGCUGGAAGCAGUAUGUUGGCAUCCAACGCCCGACGUCUCGAUCAGGCAGCUGACGGCAACAACAACCAGGAUCUCUCCGGAGUUUACUAUGUGCAGAUGACGCCCAAUAUUCUUGCAGGUAUCAUGUUCUUUUUUUUGUUCACGUUUACAACUUAUAUUGGAAUCAGCUGUAUGGGUAUGAUUGCCGGGCAAACCGUGUACGUAUCCAAAAUGCCCUCGAUUGGACGGGAAGCUUAGAGAGUUCGAUUUUUAUGCCUUUUGUCCGACAACGGUGUCACUACUAUCCAAUAUCUGUUGCAUUUCUGCGAAUGCGCAAGAUUGGUUUCAGUUCCGUUCACACAAGACAAACCAGAGUACACUAACAAAAAUUCCUACUCAAUUAGUAACUUUUACGAGGAGCUAUCUAGAAUGAUUUAUCAAUAA